AUAAUAAGAGAAAAUUUAUUAACUGUUUUAAAGGAUGCACAAUACCAUGCUCAAAAAGUGGAUACAUGGACUUCAACAUUACUUGAAGGAAUAUUAAAGGGUUUACAGAAUAAUCAAGAACAAAUGUUACUGCCUGAUAGUAACGGAAAAGUGAAUGGAAAACCCUAUAAAUAUGUUGUAACGUGUAUAAUUAUGCAAAGAACUGGAGCUGGUCUUCACUCAUCAUGCGUAGCUCACUGGGAAGGUCAAUCAACUGAUCAAAUGAUUUCCGAAUGUUGGAAUAAUGACACAAUCCACUGUGUUACUACUGUUUUUGCAGUUAGAGUGUAG
Naegleria gruberi is the source of this 330-nucleotide messenger RNA. RefSeq lists its product as uncharacterized. The annotation marks the transcript as partial. The transcript has a single exon. NCBI's taxonomy places the organism in Eukaryota, Heterolobosea, Eutetramitea, Acrasida, Naegleriidae. The record is from RefSeq and is a predicted model, not a curated record. Gene Ontology annotation, biological process: microtubule-based movement. Gene Ontology annotation, cellular component: cytoplasm; cytoplasmic dynein complex. Gene Ontology annotation, molecular function: dynein intermediate chain binding.